Amphibalanus amphitrite is the source of this 3164-nucleotide messenger RNA. RefSeq names its product leucine-rich repeat-containing protein 45-like. The record is from RefSeq and is a predicted model, not a curated record. Gene Ontology annotation, cellular component: centrosome. NCBI's taxonomy places the organism in Eukaryota, Metazoa, Arthropoda, Thecostraca, Balanomorpha, Balanidae. The transcript has 16 exons. Gene Ontology annotation, molecular function: protein binding. The coding region runs from base 383 to 2485 and encodes 700 amino acids.
UUACAUCCAUUUAAAUGUGUUCUAUUUUGAAUUUUUCUGCUAGUACUUAGAGGUUGCCUAGCAACGGCCAUUAAUAGUUGUCUGUUGCCUAGUUACUUCGCUGCAUCGUUUUUAAGCACCGAAUUCCGAAUACUAACACGGAUCUCAUGUUUGUGCUGGAAAUCCUCCAAAUUGAUCAACUGAUUUAUAGUGUGUGACCUUUGCUCAUUGUUGUUGUCUAUUCUUGGAAUAAAUCAUUGAAUAGGGGACCAGUAGAACACCGCAUAUAAAUAUAGUAAAAAUCACGUAAAAAUGACGACUUUUACACGCUUACCAAAAUCACUUCCCAUUUCUGCCUGAGUGUGUUUUGGAAUUUGGGCUAUGCAACAAUACAAACAAAAACAUGAAGAAUUUAGAAGAGAAAUUCAAGGCUCUUUGUAAGGAGUUUGAUAUAAGUCCAUCAAAAACACUUCUUGAGCAUCUCUCGAUUGAUGACUGUGAUGGUCUGCUGGACUUCUCCAGUGGAGAUGUGACGUCUGAGCAGGCAGCCGUGCUUGGCAGUCUGCUCUCCACUUCUGGUGAUGUCAAGCAGCUGCUCCUCAAUGACUGUCUGCUCUCUGAGGACAGUCUCAAGGCCCUAUGUCUGGGAUUAUGUCUGAACACAUCUGUGACCCAGCUGGAGCUCCGGGGUAACAACGUGCGGGGACCGGGCACCGAGCAUCUGGCGACCCUCCUCAGGAAGAACAGACACCUGCAAACGCUAACUCUCGAGUGGAAUAAUCUGGGCCUGAGUCCGGGCUCGUUCAAACUGUUUGCGGAGGCGCUGCGAACCAACAAGUCUCUGAAGUCGCUGGACCUGCGCAGUAACCAGCUGGACCACCAGUGUGCCGGUCACCUGGCGCGGGCCGUGGCCGGCAACCGGAGACUGCGGCACCUCGACAUGCGCUGGAACGGUAUCGGCGUGUUGGGCGGCCGGGCACUGGUGGACGCUCUCCAGGCCAACAGGACACUGGUCUCGUGCCCCGUGGACGGUAACGCUCUACCGCCGGACCUGCUGCACACGAUAGCGUGUCGGGUCCGUAACAACCAAGAGCUGCUGGAGUCGGAGGAGCAGAAGACCGCCGAACGCUCGCUACUCACCGCACAAAUACAGGAUACAGAGCGGGCGGGGCGCCGGGAGGUCGAGGGCGUCGUGAGGACCCUGCAGACAGAGCGAGCGUCCUUCUCUGGACUGCAGGCGGACAUGAACUUUCAGUUGGGCCAGCUUCAGGAGGCCCUUGACGAGAGGAAGGAGGCGGCAGAGCGGCUGGCGUCCAAACUCUCCGCCGUGGAGGCGUCCCUGGCUAACACCCAGGCGGCGCUGACCGCAGCGCAACAGGACAAAACUGAACUCCAGGAGCAAGUGAAGACCUUGCAGGCUGAACUGGCUGCUCAAAAGAAGGCUAACUCGGAACAGCUCGAACACCACAAACAAGUACUGGAGCGAAGUCGUCAGGAGCAGGAAGAGCGCUCGGCGGACCAGGAGCGGCGCCUGACCGAGGAGCGGCGCGGCCGGCUGGAGACGGAGCGUGCCGCGCAGGAGCAGCGCUCCAGGGCCGAGCAGCUCCAGCAGGAGACGCUCCGGCUCCAGGCCACGGUCGGCACACUCCGGGACGAGAUCCAGGCCGUCUCUGAUCGAGAGGAACAGCGCCGCCGCGCUGAGGCGGAGGCUGCCGAUGAACUCCGCCGAAAGGAGGUGGCUCAGGUCAAAGAGCAGGCGGCCGUCACCUGUAAAAACUUGCAGAACCAGCUGCGGCUGGGCGACGAGCAGCGGGCGGCGCUCGAGUCUCAGCUACAGGAGGCGUCUCAGAGACUGUACGCCGCCUCCCGCGAGACUCAGGACGAGCUGGCAGCGCUCCGACUGAGGCUCAAACAACAAGAGAAUGACCGGUGCCAGGCGCUGCAGGCGCAGAUUGACCACGCCCACGGCCAGCUCUCAUUGGUCAGUCAAGAGAAACAUGAGCUGGUAACCACCAAUCAAAGACUGCAGGACAAACUCCGUCAGGCAGAGCUGGAGAAUCGUUCCAGCAAGUCGGAGAUCGAGUGCUUGAUGAAGGAGUUGGAGCUGAAGCAGCGCGAGGUGCAGACGGCCGUGGCGCGGGUGCGCUCCGACCUACAGACCGAACUGGACAGGGUCGAGGCCGAGAAGACUCGGCACCAGCAGACCGAGGCGGCGCUGGCAGAGACGCGCACUCAGCUGGCGCAGCGCGAAGAGGAGCUGGAGCGCGAGACCCGACGGCGACGCGAGGAGGUCCGAAAACUGCGCGACGAGCUGAAGCGACGCGAAACAGAAAUGAUCAGACACAAGCAGGAUGAGCUGCAAAGAGCGGCCAUGCUGCACAGCGCCUUCCGGAACUACUUUGACGCCUCGGCACCUCCGCGGAGGAGGUCCGGCGGCGCCCGGCGAGAGUCGGUGGCGGCCGCGGCGGAACCGACGGAAGAGGAACUCCCGGAGGACGAACUGUGACGCCAGGGUUUCCACCGGUGACCGGCUUGGUGUGGCGAUAUUGGAGGCUGAAAAGCACUAUUAUGCUAUCGGUUCUCAUUGCUAUUGAGCCUGAGGAAGGAUAUCACGGUAUGGCUGCCUGCUGAAAUGAUAGUCAACUUGAAAGAACCCCUCUGGUAUUUCUGGUAUUUUUUCAUGGACUCAAAAGUUGCUGCAUCGUGCUUGCGAAUCGACUAGCGUAGUUCACACAAAUGUGGAUAACGUGUUAGUUCAUUUAAAAAGUGGCAGCCACGGAAUAUUGCUGCACUAAGCAGGACUGGGCAGUUGCCAGUUGGCACACUGCCUGAAAUGUAUGCGAUAGCGACGGCUGCUAUGCAUCGCAGCUUCCAUGGAAAGGCUCACUGAAAGGCUUCCACCACACUGAUCUCAAUGUCUGUGUUCGCGGUAACCGUGUCUCUCUAUGACUGUUUGUCUUUCCAGUUUGCACGGUUUCUAUUCUUUGCACAACUGUGAUCGCAGAAAUGUGUAUGGCUUGUAGUUCGAUGAUGUGCUGAGUGCUCAGAAGAGCAUAUGAUCCGUCCGUCGGCUGUUGACACCCGCGAUAGGUGUUUGCUUGUAACCUAUUGAGCGUCGGUGUGGUCUUUCCAUUUUGCACCAUUUCUAGUCACUUGGUACAAAAGUAAAUAAAAUGUUUCAUUUA